This is a messenger RNA of Gopherus evgoodei (Goodes thornscrub tortoise), 1902 nucleotides long. RefSeq lists its product as uncharacterized. The record is from RefSeq and is a predicted model, not a curated record. The coding region runs from base 265 to 1443 and encodes 392 amino acids. NCBI's taxonomy places the organism in Eukaryota, Metazoa, Chordata, Testudines, Testudinidae. The transcript has 2 exons.
UUACAGACAGUACUGGUAGUAGUAAUAGUAGCUUUAUUUUCUCUAUCUAUGUCAUGCAGUGGGAGGGAUCCGUGAAGUACGUAGGAGACGUGGGUUGCUUGCGAUUGGACCAUACGGGUCCUAGAUGGCUGCCCGCGAAGUGGGUUCGACCAUGGCUAGUCCGCGGUAACCCGGAGCAAUCACCGAGUGACUCGGAACGAUCGCAGGGCGCAAUCGAAGACGAAAACACUCCGGAUCUUUGUCUUCUUUUUGCUUAAGAUCAAAAUGUUUUGUAAAAUUGUUGCAUGCUUGUAUGUAUUGGUGUCCUCUGCUGCGGUCCCACGGGUAGACCCUCGCCAAAAUGUCUGGGUCACCUGGGCGAAUCAGACAGGACAGAAUAUCUUUUGUAUUUCUAUGGCCACCCCCUCGGAUCCCUUCCGUACAUGUUUAAUCGGGUAUCCGUAUUUGUUUCCACCCGAUUUUGUUUUGUAUGUUAGUAAUUAUACCCUGCUUAAGGAUGACAAUUCUGAUGUGCAGAGUCAGAAUCGAACCUGUCAAUUGUUGUCCCGCAAUAAUGAUCUUGAUGAACAAUGCCCGGGCGUGCUUGGGAAUAUGCUUCAGGGCCAUAUAAUUAAUAAUCUUAAUGUUUCCCUUGCUUUUCCCCCUCAAGAAUUGGAGGUACUGGGCUCUCUCCCGGGCCGACUUAGUAACACUGCUAAAUUGUCUUUAGGAUGCUUUGCUUUUGGAGGACAUAAUCCUGUUCUUCAUGCUACUUAUGGAUGGAAUUUUAGCGCUCACGCGUUUUUGGCCACCCAUAAUGUUACUCCCUCGGUUCCUUUUGUUCAAGGUAAUUAUUGUGAUAGUCAGGGCCCCGGUAUAGGCCUUAAGUUACAAGAAUGGGGAAUUUGGAAUAAUGGCAUGCCCAAGAUGCUUCCCCCAGGAUACUUUUUAAUCUGUGGGGAUAGGGCAUGGCAAGGUAUACCAAGUAACCCGAUUGGAGAACCAUGCUACCUUGGACGAUUAACACUAUUUGCACCUUCCCUGCGCCAGUUGAAUGAUAUUAAUGUUGCGUAUGCUCCUCGCAAUAAACAUUCUAUUAAUUCCUUUGCUCCCGACUGCAAGGACACCAUUGAAUUUUUAGACCCUGUGUCUCACAUUUUUGCAGCAUUUUUGGCUCCUGGAGUGGCUUCUGCUAUUGCUUUAAAUAAUCUAGAGAAGUUGGCAUGUUGGAGUAUUAAACAGUUUAAUUUAACUUCUGAAAUUAUAACUGCUUUAUUGCAAGAUGUAGACAGUAUACGACACGCUGUUUUGCAAAAUCGUGCUGCUAUUGAUUUUUUACUGUUGGCACAGGGGCAUGGAUGUGAGGAUUUCGAAGGCAUGUGUUGUAUGAAUUUGUCUGAUCAUUCUUACUCUAUUCAUGCCUUGCUUCAGCAGUUGCAGGCUAAUGUUAAUAAAUUGAAGUAAGUUGAUAACCUCCUGUGGGAUUGGCUUGCAAGCUUUGGUUGGCCCAGUUGGCUUGUAUCGUUAGCUCACACAAUUAUUAUUGUUUUGCUGGGUGUGUUAUUAUUAGUUCUUUUUGUUCCUUGUAUAAUUCAAUGUAUUCAACGCAGCUUGCAACGCCUUGUGGAUUCUGCAUUUUAUAAAAAGGGGGGAAUUGUGGGGAACUAUCGUGUAUUUUAGGACAAGAAUUGUAAAGUCAAUCUGGAAAAAUACUGAAAUCCUUGUAAUAGUCAUGUGACUGACUGAACUGUAGUUAACCUUGAAUUGUGAAGUAAAUAAAGCCAUUAAUGGUGCCCGUAUGUUUGCUGCUUUGUGCAUGCUAUGCGCGUGAUAUUUUUCCCUGGUCCAAUUAAAUGGCCAGUGUGUAUGAUGUCAGCCUGCAUGACUAGUGCUUAUGUAACCAGACUUAAUUAUAUAAGGGAG